Messenger RNA from Bolinopsis microptera, 1807 nucleotides. RefSeq names its product guanine nucleotide-binding protein-like 1. The coding region runs from base 12 to 1637 and encodes 541 amino acids. Lineage: Eukaryota; Metazoa; Ctenophora; Tentaculata; Lobata; Bolinopsidae. The transcript is spliced from 11 exons. Gene Ontology annotation, molecular function: GTPase activity; GTP binding. The record is from RefSeq and is a predicted model, not a curated record.
AUAAUUUGAGCAUGCCUAGAAAACAGCAAUUCAGCAGUAAACAAAAGAAACAGCAGCUGCAGGAUAAGAGGAAACGUAAACAGAAUGAACCUGCCAAGUUUGGUCUCGAUAGUGAUGACGAUAAUUCAGAGAAGAAGAAAGAGGAGACGGAGUUAAGUAAUUCUACUGAGGAAGAGAGAAGACUAAAUACUCAGCCUGUAGGUACCGCACAUGAGCGACUUAACAAGUACUGCCUGGUGUUCGGUAAGGAGUCUAAAGAGGAGGUGGAUCAGAAUAUAAAGCUCAGCAAGAAACCAUUACCUGCUUUAGAUGAAUCUCUCCUGGUUACCAAGGUCGAGGAUUACGCGAUGGAGAUUCUGGAUUUGGGCAUGCCUAAACGUGGAAAAUGGAGUUACACGAUGUCAAAACAGAAGUUAGAGCUGGCCGAACAAAAGGAAUUCAGGGAGUGGUGCAGUGAACUGGACGAGUACUAUCAGAACUUAGGUAGAGCAAGUUACUACGAGCGGAAUCUGGAGACCUGGAGACAGUUGUGGAGAACCCUGGAGAUGAGUGACAUUAUACUCUUCGUAUGUGACAUCAGAUAUCCUACUCUUCACUUCUCUCACUCCGUUUAUAAAUACAUCACCGAGGAGCUAGACAGACAAGUAAUUCUAGUGCUGAACAAAGUGGACAUGGUCCAUCCCUCCGUCUCUGUCUCCUGGAAAAACUAUUUCGAGCAUAAGUUCCCAGAGAUCAGAGUCGUUCUCUUUUCUGCUUUUCCUGACGAACAGAAACUCGUUGAAAACACCGGUAAACGACUGCUUAAGAAACCAACGAUAAAAAAACUUGGGUGGGCGUACGGAGCAGAGAGUUUGAUACAGUUAGCUAAAUGCCACUACGACAAGAAGAAGGAGAUAAAAGGAGAAACACCGACCACAGAAAAGCCGAGUAUUGCUGAAGGUGGGGAACCAAGUGACGAGGAUUAUGUGACGAUAGGACUGAUCGGUCAGCCGAACGCGGGUAAAUCGUCCCUGAUAAACGGCAUAUUGCAAGAUAAGAAAGUCAGCGUUUCUAAGACGCCAGGACAUACCAAACAUUUCCAAACGAUUUUCUACUCGCCAGGAAUCAGGUUAUGUGAUUGUCCAGGGUUGGUGUUUCCUACAAUUGCUCCCAAACAGAUCCAGAUAUUGUCAGGAAUGUACCCUGUUGCUCAGGUGAAAGAGCCGUACUCAGUGGUCCGGUACGUAGCAGAGCGGAUAGAUCUGGUAUCCUACCUCCGUAUAGUACACCCCUGUUUAGAAGAGGAGCCUCAAGCUCCUUGGACAGCUUGGUACAUCUGCUUUGCGUGGGCGGAUAAGAACGGCUAUCACACCGCUAGAACAGGAAGACCUGAUGUGUACCGAGGAGCUAACUCAAUACUUCGACUCCUGGUAACAGGGCGACUCUGUCUGAGACUGCUUCCUCCUGAAUACUCUCCUGAAGGGGUGGGAGGAAGUUACAAAGACAUCCUUAAGGAGCUGAUAAGUUUUGCUACAAAAAUAGAGAUUGAAGAAUCAGAAGAAGAAGAAUACUCUGACGAGAGUAGCGAGGAGGGAGAGGAAAUGGAGAAGGAUCAGAAAAUGGGAAACAAGUUCAGUUUACUGCAAGAAAUUGACUGAGAAUUAGAACGGAUUUUAUUUAUUUUAGUCAUGUGAUCAAGGUUUUAUGAGCUAUCAUUUUAGCGGUUCUUAGUGACAAAGCUUUGUGUUAAGUUGUUGAAACCAGAAAUUACCGUGAUCUUUUAAGAGUAAAUUCGACUAUUUUUAUAGUUUUUAAUGUUUAUUGAUUA